AUGAUUUCUAAAAAAUUUCUUCACCAGAAAACAUUAAAAUGUAGUGGAACACAGACUAUUAAAUCAAUGAAUUUUGAUAUAUCUAAUUUUGAAGCAAAUAUUUAUGGUGACCUAAACAAUGAUAAAGAUUUGGAAAAGGAGUUAAAAAGCUUAGGGAUUGAUGAGGAAGAUGAUAGUGACUGUGAAGCUGAACUUGCAAGACUAAUGAAAGAGAGUGGUCAUGAUAUUGAUGACAAUGAGUUAUCAUCUUUAGGUCAUGGCAAAAAUAAAUCUGAGAAAAGUGUUAGUAAAAGAAAAAUUCAAAACGAUGAUGAAAACAUAUGUAGUGAUGAUGAAACUUUACUAGAUGAGUUAAGUCAAAUUACUGGUGAAAAAGUCAAAACUGAGGUAAAUGUUAACUCGUCUACAAUCAUAGAUAAGAAAAUUAUGGAAAAAUUGGAUAUUGCUUUAUCUUUUUACACAAAACAACUUAAUAAUGCUAAACAAAAUGGAGACAAUGCUAAAUUUAGAAGAUAUCAAAGAAGUAUUGAUAAAAUUAAAGAGCUUCAAUGUCAUGUAAAAAGUGGAAAAAAAAUUAAUGAAGAGGAUAUACCACCUGUACCUAGAAAUAUUGAACCAAAUGAGAUUGCUAAUAAAGUUAGGAAAGUUGAUGAAUCACAACUAUUGUCACAAGGAUCAUUAACUCAAAAUUUAUCUUCUAAAUCAAAAGAAGCAAAAUUGGAAAAGAUCCAAAGUCUUCUGAAAGAACGUCUUUCUCAAUAUUUAGAUUGUGCUCAGAAAGCUAAAGCCGCUGGUGACAAAGAUAAAACAAUGGAAUAUGUACAAUUUGUGGAACAAUUUAAAGAAGCUCUUAGUGCAAUCAAUUUGGAUAAUAUUGAUGAUUGUGAUCCUGAUGAUAUACCACCACCUCCUGAACCAUACAAAGCAAAGAAGGCAGUGGAACCUAAAAAUUUGGUUGAUGAUUUGAUAUUAAGAAGACAAUUUUUUAUAGAAUAUGUUAAACAGCUUGAAGCAAAAGGAGAAGAUAGAAGAGUGAGAAGUAAUCAAAGAAUUAUCAAACUUUAUGAUGAAGCUAUAUCUAUUGCUAAGAAAGGUAAACAACCUGAUAUAAAUGAACUUCCUUGCCCUCCAGGAAUGCAACCAAUUUCAAUGAAUUAUGGGACUUCAACACAAACAAAACCAUCUAGUCAGUCUAAUGCUUCUUCUCAACCAAAACCUUCUUCUGAACUAAAGAAAGAACAACCAUCAGUUCCAUCUAAAAGACCAGUAUCUAAUGUAUCUAUAAGUUCAGAUGCAUUAUCAAACAUAGACUUUACAAAGCUUUCAAAACAAGAAGCACAAUCUUACUUUUUAAAACGCCGUUUACAACGAUUUAAAGAACAAGCAUUGAUAUCAAAGCAACAAAAUGAUAUAGAAAAAGCAAAGGAAUAUCUAAAAGUUGUGAAAGGUAUUGAACCAAUGAUAGAAGCAAGUGAAAAUGGUUUACCUGCAGAUUUACGUAAAGUACCAACACCUCCACAAUUAAAUAUACCAAAUUCAGCUUUGAAAUGUACUAUCAUUAGUCCGGAACCAUUUUUUAGUAAAAUAGAAAAAACUUUAAUGAAACAGCUUGCAUAUUGUUUACAAAAUUUACCACAAAUUGUUGGACAAAAUGAUCCUAUAAAUGCAUUAAUAUAUGAAAAUUUAAUUCUUGACACAUUAGAAGAUAUUGUUUUAUUGAGAAAAUCAGCACGAGCAAAUAGAUUACCUAAAUUUCAAUAUAUUGAAAAAGUUUUACCAAGGGCGCAGAUAAAUAUGGAUCUUGAUGACGGUACUCUUGAAUUUACAAUACACUCAGCUUUAAAUAUCAAACCAUUAUGUGGAUAUAAGGAAAAUGAUCUUUGUUGUUACAUGAAGUAUGAAUUUCCAUUUCCCCAUAAUUCACAUCAAAUUGGAACAACAUCUGUCGUUAAUUAUACAAAUUCUCCAGAAUAUAAUGAGAAAAUAAUAUUUAAAAUUGCUAGAGGAUCCAGAGCCUUCCAAAGAGUUGUAUUACGUGGAAAAUUAAAACUCGAAAUUUACCAUAAAGGGGGUUUUCUUAGAAGUGACAAAUUGGUAGGAAAUGUUGAUGUCCCACUUUCUGACUUAGAACAUUUUGCCACAGUUGCUCUUAAAUUACCAAUUUUAGAAGGUCGAAGAAAAACGGAAGGAACAAUUGAAGUUGCUUUUAGACAAUCUAAAGCUGUUGGUGCUCCAAAAAUGGAUAAUGUUAAAGAAAAAUGGCUUACAUUAGUAAAGUGA
This is a messenger RNA of Strongyloides ratti, 2280 nucleotides long. Its product is annotated as Lethal (2) giant discs 1. The coding region runs from base 1 to 2280 and encodes 759 amino acids. Gene Ontology annotation, biological process: regulation of transcription by RNA polymerase II. Lineage: Eukaryota; Metazoa; Nematoda; Chromadorea; Rhabditida; Strongyloididae. The transcript has 3 exons. The record is from RefSeq and is a predicted model, not a curated record. Gene Ontology annotation, molecular function: DNA-binding transcription repressor activity, RNA polymerase II-specific; RNA polymerase II cis-regulatory region sequence-specific DNA binding. Gene Ontology annotation, cellular component: nucleus.